AUGAACACCUCACAGCCGGUGUCUUCGUCCCUCGAAGGCGUUCAUUUCGGCUUCUUGACUUCCGCCGACAUUCGCGCCCUCUCCGCAAAGAGAAUUACCUCCUCCGUCACCUUUGACAGCCUACUGAACCCCAUUCCCGGCGGUCUCUACACAUCAGAGCUCGGACAGUUUGGCGAUAAUGCUUGCACGACGUGUGGUCUCAAGACCCCCCAAUGUCCCGGUCACUGUGGUCACAUCGAGCUGCCUGCGCCCUGCUAUCACCCCACCUUCCUCGAUCAGACUUUGCGAUUGUUGCGAGCGACUUGUACCUUUUGCAAUCGAUUGAAGCUGGGCAGAGCACAGGCAAACAAAUACAUGUGUCGCCUGAGAUUGGUGCGGUUUGGUCUACUGAAGGAAGAGAAAGAGUUGGCCACCACCUCGGGACAAAGUGCUGGGAGCAAAGGCGGCGCUGCGGGCGCUGGAGCCGAUGCCGAUACCGACGAUGAUUCUGGGGAUGAGAAAGAUGAAGAUGCGCGGCACUGGAUCAGCAUCUACGAGUCAUUCGUCAAUCGUGCCGUCGCGGACGCGCGAAGAGAUGGCACGCUCAACUCGGAGAAGACGGAGGCCACCGCUAUUGCUCGACAGAGGAUCAUCUCGGAGUUGAUCCGAGAUAUGACCAAAUCGAAAAAAUGCAACAAAUGUUACGCCAUCAACCCGACAUAUCGAAAAGAUCGAUUCGUGAAGAUUUUCCGGAAACCAUUGUCGGAGAAGGAGAGGCUGAAGAACAUCCAAGGCGGGCAUGUUGCCAAAGACCCUGUGCUCGAGCGAAGAAAGCGGGCACUGGCUGAGGCGAAGGCUGGCCAGAAGAGAAAGAGAGAUGACAUCGACGAGGGCGUGGCGGACAUGGACGGUGUUUCAGAAGAAGACGAUGAGGGCGAUGAUGUGAACAUGGAUUCGAGCGAGGACGAGCCUGAAAUUGCAGGUGGCAUGGUUGACGAUGCUGCUGGCGAUGGGAAGGUUGCAAGCGCAAAGACGAAACAAGCCGAUGAAUACCUCAAUCCGCAGCGGGUGCGAGAUCAGCUGGAGGUGAUGUUUGAGAAUGAGCAGGAGCUUCUACGUCUUGUCUACGGAGGCAGCCAACGAAUAGAAUCAGAGGAGAAGAGCAAAUCCCCUGCACCUGCAGUCUCGGCAGACAUGUUCUUCGUCAACGACAUCCUGGUCCCACCGAAUCGGUUCCGACCAGAAGCGAAGACAGGCAACAACGAGAUCGCCGAAGCCCAGGAGAACACGCUCUACAAGAACAUUUUGAACAUCAUCGACACCAUGCACCUGAUCCGCCGAGAGAUGAAGGGAGAGGUGGCCCCCCGCUACCGAAAGCGAACCGAAGUCGACUUGGAAAACGCAUGGGUGCAGCUGCAAGAUGCCGUCAACUCCAUGGUCGACCGAGAUCGCAACCCUGUCACUGGUGUAGCCGGCCGCAGAAAUCCAGACGGUGUCAAGCAGAAGCUCGAGAAGAAGGAGGGCAUGUUCCGCAAGUACAUGAUGGGCAAGCGUGUCAAUUUUGCCGCGCGAACGGUCAUUUCUCCCGACCCGAACAUCGAGACGAACGAAAUCGGCGUCCCGCCAGUGUUUGCGGUAAAGCUGACGUAUCCGGAGCCCGUCACGCCUUGGAACGUCGAGGACCUGCAAGAAGCAGUGCGGAAUGGGGCAUCUGUCUGGCCCGGCGCCGUCGCCAUCGAAAACGAGAAUGGAUCGGUCGUCAACCUGGCGAGGAAGAGUGCCGACGAGCGUACGGCGUUGGCAAAUCAAUUGCUGGCCCCAUCCACAUUCACUUCUGGUCUUGGCGCUCGCGGCACGAGGCCGAAGAAGGUCCACAGACAUUUGAACAACGGCGACAUUGUCAUCAUGAACCGUCAGCCGACCCUCCACAAGCCAUCGAUGAUGUGUCAUCGAGCACGAGUACUGCCCGGCGAAAAGACGCUCCGCAUGCACUACACCAACUGCAACACGUACAAUGCCGAUUUCGAUGGUGACGAGAUGAACCUGCACUUUCCCCAGAAUGAAGUGGCGCGAGCAGAGGCAUUGAGCAUUGCUGAUACGGAUCACCAAUAUCUUUCCGGCACGGCUGGAAACCCACUGCGUGGUCUGAUUCAGGAUCACAUUAGCAUGGGAGUCUGGUUAACGAAUCGCGACACCUUAUUCGACCGAGCAGAGUACAUGCAAUUGUUGUAUGCCGCUCUACGACCGGAGAGUGGACAUUGUGCAAACGGCAGGAUCGAAACGGUGCCGCCUGCGAUCUGGAAGCCGAAGAAAUUGUGGACGGGCAAACAGGUCAUCACCUCGGUGCUGAAGAAUGUCACCCCUAACACCCAUCAGGGACUUACCAUGUCCGGGAAGAGCACGACUGAUGUGCGCAUGUGGGGAGCGGAGGGCAAGGAAGAGAGUACUGUGAUGUUCCAAGACGGGUACCUGCUGCAAGGAAUCCUGGACAAGAAGCAGAUCGGUCCUUCGGCCGGCGGAUUCGUCAACGGCGUGUACGAGGCUUACGGUCACACUGUUGCAGGACGACUUCUGAGUGUUCUCGGACGACUUUUGACGAGGAUGUUACAGACGAGAGCGUUCAGCUGUGGCGUGGAGGACAUUAUCUUCACCGCAGAAGGGGAAGAAAGCCGGAGGAAGGCCCUGGCUGGCGCAGAGACAGUCGGCCUCGAAGUCGCAGCGAAGUACGUCAGUCUGGGUAAAGAAAACCCAGGAGCGCACGAUCGAGAACUGCGACGACGCCUGGAGGACGUACUCCGCGACGACACUAAACAGAAAGGGCUCGAUCAGCUUACAAACAGCGCGACCAAGGACCUGUCUUCUGCCGUCACUCAGGCGUGUCUUCCAAGUGCACUGGUGAAGCCAUUCCCCAAAAACCAAAUGCAAGCCAUGACUGCAUCCGGGGCAAAGGGAAGCAGCGUCAACGCGAAUCAGAUCUCGUGUAACCUCGGGCAGCAAGUGCUGGAAGGCAGGAGAGUGCCGGUCAUGGUCAGCGGCAAGACUCUGCCGUGCUUCAAGCCGUUCGAUCCCAGCGUGCGAGCGGGCGGGUACGUCGUUGAUCGUUUCUUGACCGGCGUGCGGCCGCAGGAAUACUUCUUCCACGCCAUGGCCGGCCGUGAAGGUUUGAUCGACACGGCGGUCAAGACUUCGCGGUCCGGAUAUCUGCAGCGCUGUCUGAUCAAAGGAAUGGAAGGGCUACGGGUGGAGCACGAUACGUCCGUUCGCGAUACCGUGGAUGGGACUGUGGUGCAAUUCCUAUACGGCGAGGAUGGACUGGACGUUGCGAAGUCCCAAUACCUCACCAACUUCAAGUUCGCCGCGGAGAACCAUCUCAGUCUCUUCCACUCGUUUGGCAUGCGCGAUCACUUCGAAAAAAUUAUGAGCGAGGAGGCGGCUGAGUAUAACAAGAAGGCGGAAAAGAAGUACCGCAAGACUGGCGAUUUGGCUGCUGCAGAUCCCGCUUUGGCCGUCUAUCCCCCGGCGAGAUUCGCAGGUAGCACAUCGGAGAAGGUGUACAGGGCUGUGAAGGACUACGCAGAUGAGAACUCCGACAACCUUCUUCGGGACAAGAAGAAAGGCAUCGAAGGCGUCGGCGUGACGAAGAAGAACUUCCAAGCCAUUCUGGACGUGCGAUAUCUUAAAUCCGUCGUGGAGCCCGGUGACGCUGUGGGCGUGGUGGCGGGGCAGAGUGUCGGGGAGCCAUCGACGCAGAUGACGCUCAACACUUUCCAUUUGGCGGGUCACUCGGCCAAGAACGUCACCCUGGGUAUUCCGCGCUUGCGGGAGAUUCUCAUGACGGCCGCGCGGGCGGAGAGCAUGGCGACUCCCACCAUGACGCUGACUCUCAAUGAGGAGAUUGGCGUUGAGGAUGCGAAGAAGUUCGCCAAGGGCAUUUCCAAGUUGAGCCUUGCGGAGGUCAUCGACAAGGUGACGGUAACGGAGAGGCAGGGCAAGGGCAUUGCUUACGACGAGGCGAAGAUGUACGAGGUCCGAAUUGACCUGUUCCCGCGCGCGGAGUAUGAGAAGGAGUACGCCAUCAGUGUGGAGGAUGUGGUGGCGACGAUUGAGCACCGCUUCCUUCCCAUCCUGCAGACUGCAACGAGGAAGGAGAUUCGAAAGCGUGGGGAUGAGAAGAGUUUGAAGGCACAGGUUGGGCAGAGUGUGGGGACUGUUGAGCAGGAGAGGAGUCGGCCUGAAGGCGAGAGAGAAGGCGGUAACGAUGAUUCCGACGACGAAGGCGACGAUGAUGCCACCAAAGACAAGGCGAAGGGCAACAAGCAACAAGCGGGCUACGAGGCGAUGGAGGACGACGACGAGAGAGACAUGGCCAACAAGAAUCAACAGGCCGACUCAGACUCCGAGCCGGAAGACGAGGCAUACGGUGGCAGUCAACGAUCCACCCCAGAACCCGACGCCGCAAGCCAGGCGAUCAAAUCGUCUGCCCAAGAUCGCGAGAACCGCAUCAAAGGCAACAAAAAGACCAAGGACGUGGUGCAAUUCAGCUUCGACGACGUCAAAGGCGACGCCUGCACCUUUACGAUGGAGUACGACUCGACCACCACCAAAAUCCUCAUGCUGCACCUCGUCGAGCAGGCCGCGCACAGGGCGCUGGUGCAAUCCGUCGAUAACCUUUCGACGUGCAUGCUCGAUGAGCAAGCCACAGCCCUCAACAAGAACAUCCCCAUCCUCGCGGCGAGCGGAGUCAACGUGCGCGCCAUGUGGGACUACCAGCACAUCAUCCAUCCGCACCACCUCUACACCAACUCCGUGCACGACAUCCUGCGCAACUACGGCGUGGAAGCGGCGCGCAACACCAUUGUGCAAGAGCUGCACGCCGUUUUCGGCGGGCACGGCAUCUCCGUCGACGUGCGCCAUCUCACGCUCAUCGCGGACUACAUGACUCGCAACGGGGAGUAUCAGGCGUUCAGCCGGAUGGGCUACCGCGGGAACACGAGUCCGUUUAUGAAGAUGAGCUUCGAGACGACGCUGGCGUUUUUGAAGGACGCGGUCGUGGAUGGCGAUUGGGAUUGUUUGAAGAACCCUAGUUCGCGGAUUGUGGUGGGGGCGUUGGGGAAGAUGGGCACGGGCGGGUUUGAUGUCUUUAUGCCGCUGGCGGAGAAGGAGGCGGAGCAGGAUGGCGAUGUGGAGAUGGAGGGGUGA
Messenger RNA from Neohortaea acidophila, 5178 nucleotides. RefSeq lists its product as uncharacterized. Gene Ontology annotation, cellular component: RNA polymerase I complex. Lineage: Eukaryota; Fungi; Ascomycota; Dothideomycetes; Mycosphaerellales; Teratosphaeriaceae. The coding region runs from base 1 to 5178 and encodes 1725 amino acids. Gene Ontology annotation, biological process: DNA-templated transcription. Gene Ontology annotation, molecular function: DNA binding; DNA-directed RNA polymerase activity. The transcript has a single exon. The record is from RefSeq and is a predicted model, not a curated record.